This is a messenger RNA of Arabidopsis arenosa, 2299 nucleotides long. The record is from the annotation of a GenBank genome assembly. NCBI's taxonomy places the organism in Eukaryota, Viridiplantae, Streptophyta, Magnoliopsida, Brassicales, Brassicaceae.
GGGUUUUGAUUUUAGUUGGAGGGACUUUUUUUAGGGUUUUGGAGGCUCAAACUAAUUGCCUAGUUUCUUUGUUGAAUUUUGGUGAGAGAAAGCAUGGCUUGCAUGAAGCUGGGAUCCAAAUCUGAUGCUUUCCAGAGACAAGGCCAGGCUUGGUUUUGCACAACUGGACUUCCAAGUGAUAUUGUCGUUGAAGUUGGGGAGAUGUCUUUUCAUCUCCACAAGUUUCCCUUGCUCUCUAGAAGUGGAGUCUUGGAAAGAAGGAUUGCGGAGGCAUCAAAAGAAGGGGAUGAUAAAUGUCUCAUUCAGAUUUCUGAUCUUCCUGGCGGAGACAAAACGUUUGAACUAGUCGCCAAGUUCUGCUAUGGUGUGAAGCUUGAACUCACUGCUUCUAACGUUGUAUAUAUCAGAUGCGCUGCUGAGCAUCUCGAAAUGACUGAAGAGUAUGGGGAAGGAAAUCUUAUAUCUCAAACUGAAACAUUUUUCAAUCAAGUGGUCCUCAAAAGCUGGAAAGACUCAAUAAAAGCGCUUCAAAGCUGCGAUGAGGUCCUCGAGUAUGCUGAUGAAUUGAACAUUACCAAGAAAUGCAUUGAGUCACUAGCCAUGAGAGCAUCGACAGACCCAAACUUGUUUGGAUGGCCAGUUGUGGAGCAUGGUGGGCCCAUGCAAAGUCCAGGUGGCAGUGUUUUAUGGAAUGGGAUAAGCACCGGGGCUAGACCUAAACAUACUAGUUCAGAUUGGUGGUACGAGGAUGCGUCGAUGCUUAGUUUUCCUCUUUUUAAGAGACUCAUCACGGUCAUGGACUCCCGAGGCAUAAGAGAAGACAUCAUUGCUGGUUCCCUAACCUAUUACACAAGAAAACACUUGCCUGGCUUAAAAAGACGACGUGGUGGACCUGAAUCUAGUGGUCGUUUCAGCACACCUUUGGGCUCGGGGAAUGUACUGUCCGAGGAAGAGCAGAAGAACUUGAUUGGAGAGAUCCAGGAGCUUCUCCGUAUGCAAAAAGGUUUAGUUCCAACCAAGUUUUUCGUCGACAUGCUUCGAAUCGCCAAGAUUUUGAAAGCAAGUCCGGAUUGCAUAGCAAAUUUAGAGAAGAGGAUAGGGAUGCAGCUUGACCAGGCUGCGUUGGAAGAUCUUGUAAUGCCUAGCUUUUCUCAUACUAUGGAGACCCUGUACGAUGUUGACUCUGUGCAAAGGAUCUUGGACCAUUUUCUUGGGACAGAUCAGAUUAUGCCUGGUGGGGUUGGCUCUCCUUGUUCUUCAGUAGAUGACGGGAAUUUAAUCGGAUCCCCGCAGUCAAUAACACCAAUGACAGCGGUUGCAAAGCUGAUCGAUGGCUAUCUUGCUGAAGUUGCUCCUGAUGUCAAUCUUAAGCUUCCAAAGUUCCAAGCUUUAGCUGCUUCUGUUCCUGAAUAUGCUAGACUCUUAGAUGACGGACUCUAUCGCGCAAUAGACAUUUACCUAAAGCAUCAUCCAUGGUUAGCGGAAACAGAAAGAGAGAAUCUUUGCAGGUUGUUAGAUUGCCAGAAACUCUCUUUAGAAGCUUGCACACACGCGGCCCAGAACGAGAGACUACCGCUAAGAAUAAUUGUGCAAGUGCUCUUCUUUGAGCAACUACAGCUCAGAACCUCUGUAGCUGGAUGCUUCCUGGUUUCAGACAACCUCGAUGGCGGAUCAAGACAGUUAAGAAGCGGAGGAUUUGUAGGAGGAUCAACCGAAGGAGGAGGAGGAGGAGGAUGGGCAACCGCAGUAAGAGAGAAUCAAGUACUGAAAGUUGGAAUGGACAGUAUGAGAAUGCGAGUUUGUGAGUUAGAGAAAGAAUGUUCCAACAUGAGACAAGAGAUUGAGAAACUCGGUAAGACGACAAAAGGUGGUGGUUCUGCAAGCAAUGGAGGCGGUAGCAAAACAUGGGAAAACGUUUCUAAGAAACUCGGGUUCGGUUUUAAGCUGAAGUCACAUCAAAUGUGCAGUGCUCAAGAAGGAUCUGUGUCUAAGUCUAACAACGAGAAUGUGAAGAUAGAGAAGCUAAAGGAUGUUAAAGAACGUCGUGGGAAGCAUAAGAAAGCUUCGAGCAUUAGUUCUGAGAGGUGAAAAUGGUAAAUUUCCACGGUUCAAAUGUCCAGUUACUGUGUUUUGGACAUUGUUUAGCUAAAAAAAAUGAGAGCUUCCAUUGUUAAAUGUGUGCAUUGUAGGCUUGUAAUCAUGUUUUCUUUUUUCAAUUGAUUAUGUAACUUUGACGACCAACUAUAUUUUGUCAUUUUUAUAUUUUUAUUUGAACCUCUAAGAAAAUUCGAAAGUGUCA